Sceloporus undulatus (fence lizard) is the source of this 585-nucleotide messenger RNA. It is a transcript of the gene BHLHE23, whose product is annotated as basic helix-loop-helix family member e23. Lineage: Eukaryota; Metazoa; Chordata; Lepidosauria; Squamata; Phrynosomatidae. Gene Ontology annotation, molecular function: protein dimerization activity. The record is from RefSeq and is a predicted model, not a curated record.
AUGGCCGAGCUGAAGGCCUUCGGGGGGGGAGCCCUACCUGGCCCUUGCCCCGGGCUUCGCCCCGACGGCGGCCUUCGCCUUCAGCGCCGGAGGAGAGGAGGGCCCUUCCCCCGGGGGAGCAAGCCGCCCAAAGGCAGCGGCAGCGGCGGCAGUGGCCCUGGCGGCCCCGUCGGCGGCGGCGUCGGGAAGAAGGCGGCCAAGGAGCCGCGCUCGCUGCGCCUGAGCAUCAACGCCCGGGAGCGGCGCCGGAUGCACGACCUGAACGACGCGCUGGACGGGCUGCGCUCGGUCAUCCCUUACGCCCACAGCCCCUCGGUGCGCAAGCUCUCCAAGAUCGCCACGCUGCUCCUGGCCAAGAACUACAUCCUCAUGCAGGCCCAGGCCCUCGACGAGAUGCGGCGCCUGGUCGCCUACCUCAACCAGGGACAGAGCAGCGCCCCAGCCCCGGCCCUGGCCCCGCCGCUCCCCUUCGGGCAGGCCCUCUACCCCUUCGCCCCCACCGCCGCCCCCCUGGCCAACCCCGACAAGGCCGCCCCGGCCCCCGUUCCCUCGGCCCUCUGCAAACACUGCCACGAGAAGCCCUGA